Molecule: messenger RNA, 1245 nt
Organism: Penicillium paradoxum
Lineage: Eukaryota; Fungi; Ascomycota; Eurotiomycetes; Eurotiales; Aspergillaceae
Product: Ygr210 GTPase family protein
Exons: 11
Coding region: 1-1245 (414 amino acids)
Cellular component (GO): cytoplasm
Molecular function (GO): ATP hydrolysis activity; GTP binding
Source: RefSeq, a predicted model, not a curated record
AUGCCUCGAGAUCCGCUGAUCGGGCUGGUGGGAAAGCCGUCUAGUGGAAAGUCCACAACAUUAAACAGCUUGACUGAUGCGACUUCAAAAGUCGGAAACUUCCCCUUUACGACCAUUGACCCUCAGCGCGCCAUUGGAUACCUUCAGAUUGACUGCCCAUGCCAGCGACACAAUGUUUCAGAUCGGUGCCAGCCCAAUUAUGGAGGUUGUCAUGAAGGGCGGCGCUCUGUGCCCAUUGAGUUGCUAGAUGUCGCAGGUCUUGUGCCAGGGGCUCACCAAGGUCGCGGACUUGGUAAUAAGUUCUUGGACGACCUGCGUCAUGCCGAUGCUCUGAUCCAUGUUGUGGAUGUGAGCGGGACCACGGACGCUGAAGGAAAGGCUACCCGAGGAUAUGAUCCAUCAGUGGAUAUUGAGUGGUUGCGAUCAGAGAUCGUGCGAUGGGUGCUAGGAAACUUGAUGGAGAAAUGGGGAUCUAUCAAGAGGAGACACCAAGCGUUGAAGGCAAACGCCGUCGAUACAUUGCAGAAACAGUUUGCCGGUUACGGAAGUACCCAGGCCACCGUUGCACGAUUUAUGGAUAAACUUGCUCUUAAAGAGCCUUUGGAAGACUGGUCAGACGAGACGGUAGAGAUUGUUGUUAAUGCUUUCAUUGAUGAGAAAUUCCCUACGGUCUUUGCUUUGAACAAGAUCGACCACCCAGAUGCAGACAAGAACAUCAGCAAAAUUGCGAAGAUGCAAGAUCCUCAAAGCAUCGUGCUUUGCUCCGCUAUAUCUGAGGUUUUCCUCCGAAGGUUGGCCAAGCAGAAAUAUAUCAAUUAUGUCGAAGGCAGCGAGUUCGUCGACAUGCGGGAAGAUUUGAUCGAAAUGGGGGAUCCGGAUGGCGGAGGCCUCAAGGAGAUGGACGAGAAAUUAAAAACGCGUGUUGAGAACUUGAAAGACCUGGUGCUGUAUCGAUUUGGAUCUACUGGAGUGGUCCAAUGUCUUUCCCGAGCCGCAGAGCUUCUGGGCCUUGUGCCAGUGUUCCCUGUCCGAAAUGUCGCAACAUUCAACUCUGGCGCUGGAACUGCGGUGUUCCGCGACUGCGUUUUGGUCAAUAAAAACAGUACUGUCGGCGAUGUUGCCCGGAAGGUGAUGGGUGAUGUGACUAUCAGCUACAUCGAAGGAGUGGGCGGAACACGAGUCUCUGAGGAUGACAUUGUGACAGUUGGGAAAAAUGAUAUCCUAUCCUUCAAGGUUGGCCGGUAG